Messenger RNA from Phaeodactylum tricornutum CCAP 1055/1, 1605 nucleotides. RefSeq lists its product with no specific name. The transcript has a single exon. Gene Ontology annotation, molecular function: nucleic acid binding. The record is from RefSeq and is a predicted model, not a curated record. The coding region runs from base 79 to 1605 and encodes 508 amino acids. NCBI's taxonomy places the organism in Eukaryota, Bacillariophyta, Bacillariophyceae, Surirellales, Neidiaceae.
CCAAAACCCAGUCUUCAUAAAUAGUGAGUGCAAACGGUUGACCAAUACAUAUAGCAUGCCAAGAUAGUACGAUUGACAAUGAAUGAAGAACAAUCAGUCGACGCUGGCGAAGCUAUGAAAACACGCCGCAAAGGAAGGAAGCUCCGACGACGGCAUCGACCCCCCAAGAAUGAAAUGGAAAAAUUCGUUGCAAAGGACCUCUAUAUUGCCAUGCAGUACGAGUUUCGGGCAAGUCUCGACAACCAACGAGACCUCAAGCGAGUUGUGCUUGUGAAUUGGGAUCGACAGGUUAUCUUGGACGUCAAGGUGGUACUCAACGACAGCCGCAAGAACAAGAGAUCUCCACGACUUUCCGUAACAAAUACCAUUGCGGCCUCGUUGUCACUCGCCGAACUGCGCUGGCGAAUCCAGUCCAUAACAGAAGGAAACGUUUUGAUCGGAUACAGCUUGGACUAUGCGUUAUAUGCGCUAGACUUGCAAAUACCGUGGGUAAAUUUGCGUGAUUCCGCUACCUACACCCCGUUCAUGAAGGAAGUCAACGAUCCUCUCACAGUCAUGCUAGUACCAAGGUCGCUGGCCGAGCUUGGCGAAAUUUUUGGAUGCCGAUCGUGCAAAAAUUCUGAGACUAGUCUUAUACAGCAAGCUCUGUGCUGUAUGGAUCUGUACCGCAGAAAACGAGUGGAGUGGGAGGAGGAUGUAGCAAAACUUAUUCGACAGAAGGAGCGACAAAGGGAAAUCGCGGAGCAUCACAAGCAAAUGAGAAUGCUGACAAUGAUUCCGGAACAAGAUUUGAGUGAAGAAAAUCAUAUUCAUAGUGCCACUGAAGAGAGUCAAAGACUUCCAGACGAUGCGUAUGAAGCCUACCGUGGUUUGCGUUCACUGUCGAUCGACGCAACGCUUCGAGAGGAAUUACAGACGAAAGAAGGACGUCUAGGUGGUGAUAGUCUUCAAACCGAUUGGGUUGGUACUCACAGAGCUUUAGCAAUGCUUGCUCCUGAUUUAUCACAACCUGACGAUUUGAGUUGGAGCAGUAGCGCCUUUUCCUCAGCCAACAUUUGGAUGCCGUCGGUGGAUUCGCUAUCGUCAGUUCCCUCUACUAUAAGCCAAGAUCGAUGGUCUGGUGCAGAGAAUAGCGCAUAUCAUGCAAGAGGGUUGUGGCUGAUGAGACCAGAGAAAGAAAGCACUCAUCCUGUAGAAAUUGGCGACUGGUUGGACGAGCGAGAAAAUCAGGUAUUGGAUGAAGACAUGCAUGAGAUUAAUCUGAUAGACGAAGAUGACGUUGCUUCAGGCCAUCUUCCUUCCAAGCUUCUUAGUGAUUCAGACGACUCUGGAAAAGAAGCACCAGUACGAGAAGAUAGCAGUCAUCUUGUCGACGGUGUCGAUUGGCUAGAAGAAGGCAAGAAGCCACCAUCACACAGAACGAAAGACAAUUGGUUUCGGCGUCGGCCUUCAGAUUUUCGACCACCGCAAGACUCAAAUCAGCACCAUCUGUCUGAAGUAACCCCUCUUACUGCUGGAAAAAUUCCUUCUUCCCCGAAAUUUGGUUUUUUUCGAAGAAAGUCAGAGUCUGAUGAUACUCGCAAAAUUCACCUCCAAGGAACAUGA